UUAGUGUCAUAGCUAAAAACUAAAACGCAAAAAAUUACUUACUUUAUAAAUAUAAAAUCGAAGUUAUUUAUCUUUAAAUUAGAGAUUUGGUUAAGUAAAUAGCAAAAUGAUGUUUUCAACGUCUAGACUUCAUUUAGAUUAACCCAUGGAAAAAAUAACCUACAAUCCUAACUAAACAGUUUCCUCAUCUCAAAAAAAAUUUUACAUAAAAUAAGAUACAGAUUCUCCAAUUAAAAAUAAAAGUUAAUUCUAACAUUCUACAAAGAGUUUUAGCAAAAAAUAAUUUGAGUUAUAAGUAAGGCAAACGUUUAGGUAAAGAUUAGAUAAAAAAAAAGAUUUUAUGACUUAAUCUGCCUUAUAAAGCACUAUAAAUUCAUCUGAUGUAAGGACAGUUGAAUAAAUUUUUAAUUCAACUCAUAUGGCAUUUUUAGCAGCACCAGAUGAUCUUUUGAAUAAGUCUUUAGGUAAAGACUACUUAUCUAUGAAGAGUUUUACUCCUAUGUCAACAAUUCUAGUUAAUAACUAAUCUUGGUAGUCAUUUGCUAAAAGGAAUUAAGAUUAGAGCAAUACAAGAGAAGUGAUGUCAAAUCAACUUGUUUUCAAUAGAACUUAAAAAAAUUUCCUAGUAAAUUAAGCUUAAAAAAACUAUACAGAAAAUUAUGAUUAAUUGAUUGACUCAUAUAGAAAAAGGGAAUAAAAAUUUAAUUUACCUAAGAUUAAGGUUAAGAAUCAUGACUAAGUGUUAAAUAAUAUGGCUAAGUAGUAAAGCACAUCUCCAGUUAUUGGAACUGAAGGUAAUCUGAUGCCAUAAUAGCAUAACGAAGAAGACGAUGAUCCGUUUAACAAUUAAAAUAAAGAAUAAAAUGAGAAAAAGCUAACAAAUUUAAAAUUUUAUUGGUAUUGUAUCACUGAUGAUGGUUGGAGACCUGAGACAAGAGAAUAUCCGAGUCUUACAUACAUUGAUGGAAGAUUAUAUUUAUACGGAGGCAUGGGUUUAGAUUUAUUUAACACAAUGUGCUACCUUGAUUUUCAAACAUGGAAAUGGACAAAUAUGGAUUAAGCAGCUUAACUUUAAGAAGGAAGAUAUGGUCAUACUGCUCAUUUAUAUAAAAAAGACUUGCUUGUAUUUGGUGGAGAAAAAAAAUAUAAUUCUCAUCUUAAAAUGAGAUAAUGUUUUAAUGAUAUUUAAAUAUACGAAUUUUCUAAGAAUAGUUGGAAUUAAAUUAGGACAUUCGGAGAUAUUAUUGAAAAUAGAAGAAAUCAUGCAUCAGUUUUAAUUACCAAGUUUUUAUUUAUAUUUGGAGGUAUCAACAGUUAUAAUAAACAUUUAUACGAUUUUGUAUCAAUUAAUUUAGAAACUUUUAAAUGUAACAUAUUGUAAGUUGAAGGAUUAGAUAAAGGUCUCGCUUUCCACUAAAUGACCCCUAUUUUCAGAGGAGAUGCUAAAAUUGAAAAUCCUUAUUAUAAUGUAGAAAUUAAAAAAACAAAAGAUAAAAAAGUUAGAAAAGUCAAAGAAGAAGGGUUGUACGUAUUUGGAGGUUUGCUACAAAAUGGAGAGGCAACAAAUUAAUUAAGAAUAAUAAAGCUAGGAUAAAAACCACUUAAGUGGGUAGUACCUGAUGUUAAAGGAGCACUUCCAAUGGCAAGAUAUCAACAUUCUCAGCACUAUUAUGAUGAUUUAAAUGUACUUAUUGUUUAUGGUGGCAGAAAUGAUAAUUCAAAAUUCUAUAGAAGCUAUAAUAUGAAUAUUAGCUAAAAUGGAAUUCUUGGUGAUAUAUGCCUCCUAGACUUAGAAACAUUAAAUUGGAUAAGUGUUGAAGAAAAUGGUCUUAAGAAUCUUCAAAAAUGUGCUUUUGCAUCCUAAAUAAUUGGAUCUAAAAUUAUAAUUUUUGGUGGAUACCAAGAAAAGGGGUUUGUAAAUGCUGACAUGUAUGUCUUGGAAUUAGAUUAAUCAAAAAACAGAAAAUUAAUUAAAGAGAGCAACAACCCUCUACAGUCAGGACUUUCUAAGAACUGCAUUUCCAUUGUUGAUAUUUUGAAUAACCAUACUGACUUGUUUGAUAUUUAAGAUGAGUUUUCUAAGCAAAAAAAAAAGAAAAAUUAGUUAAAUGAUACAGGUAGUAAAGUUGAAUUGUCUGAUAAUGAAACAAGUCACAUAUUGGGUAUGAGAACUUACUAGCCGAUACCUUAAAGUAUACUUAGGAGUAGAAAAUCAUCUAUAAAUAAAUCAUUUUUGUCUUCUUUGCAAUAAAAUUAAAAUGGACUUAAAUUCAAAGUUGAUGAUAAUGGAAUACCUUCAUUAAAUUGUGUACCUGAAGAAGAGGAGGAUUUGGGCUAGUUUAGUACAAAAAUAAUUAUUGAAUAAGAAAAAUAAUAAAAUGUAAGUAAAAAUAAAAAAACAGUUAGCUAUGCCUAAAUCUGACUUGAUCUUAUUUUGUUAAACAAGAAAUUUUGUUUUAAUUAAUUAAUUAAUUAAAUCAAUCAGUAAGUAAGUAAAUAAUUCAAACAAAAAGGUAAACAUUUCAAAAGAUAUUAAAAUUAUUUAUUAAGUAUUAAUUUGUAUAUUAUAUUUAUUAAUUAUUCUUUAUUUUUUUUGUAAAAAAAUUAUUUAUUGUAAUUUUAAUAUUCAACCAUGUUCUCAACCUAUAGAAUUUAAAAUACUUCUUAAAAAAUAAAUUAAUAAUUUCAAUAAUAUACAUACAUUCCUAUAUUCAUGUUUUAGUUAUUAAAUAAAC
This is a messenger RNA of Tetrahymena thermophila SB210, 2735 nucleotides long. Its product is annotated as kelch motif protein. Gene Ontology annotation, molecular function: protein binding. Lineage: Eukaryota; Ciliophora; Oligohymenophorea; Hymenostomatida; Tetrahymenidae. The transcript is spliced from 6 exons. The record is from RefSeq and is a predicted model, not a curated record.